CAGAGAUGAGGUGUGUUGCUCUCUGAGGAGAACAAGGCUGACUGGAACGCUGGAAAUCUGGCUCUGACUGCUCUUCACAGGCAAGGGGCAUCUUUUGUGGACUGAAGUUUCUGGAAGGGAUGUUGUGAAAGGAAAGGUGAAACUUUUACAUAUAUCUCCACAUACCUAUACACAGAGUACUUGAAUUUCUUCUCAGAAAGCUAUCCUAUAUACUCAAGAAUGUUUCAGACCUUUAAAGAAUGGUUUUGGUUGGAAAGAUUCUGGCUUCCUCCAACAAUCAAGUGGUCAGAUCUUGAAGAUCACGAUGGACUCGUCUUUGUAAAACCCUCUCAUUUGUACAUGACAAUCCCAUAUGCUUUUGGCUUGCUGAUCAUUAGACAUUUCUUUGAAAAGUUUAUUGCUACUCCUCUAGCAAAAUCAUUUGGCAUUAAAGAGGAAGUUCGAAAGAAGAUUACACCAAAUACCAUCUUAGAGAACUUUUUCAAACAUUCCACAAGGCAACCAUCUCAAACUGAUAUUUACGGACUGGCAAAGAAGUGUAACUUGACAGAGCGUCAGGUGGAAAGAUGGUUUAGGAGUCGGCGGAAUCAAGAGAGGCCGUGCAGGAUGAAGAAAUUCCAGGAAGCUUGCUGGAGAUUUGCAUUUUACUUAAUGAUUACUGUUGCUGGAAUUGUCUUUCUUUAUGAUAAACCUUGGGUCUAUGACCUGUGGGAGGUGUGGAAUGGCUAUCCCAGGCAGCCCUUGCUGCCGUCCCAGUACUGGUACUACAUUUUGGAGAUGAGUUUUUAUUGGUCUCUGAUAUUUAGCCUUGGCUCUGAUGUUAAGAGGAAGGAUUUUCUAGCUCAUGUCAUCCACCACCUGGCUGCUCUUAGUUUGAUGAGCUUCUCUUGGUGCGCUAAUUAUAUUCGCAGUGGGACCCUCGUGAUGAUUGUGCAUGAUGUGGCAGACAUUUGGCUGGAGUCUGCUAAGAUGUUUUCUUAUGCCGGAUGGAAGCAAACCUGUAACACCCUGUUUCUCAUCUUCUCUACCAUAUUUUUCAUCAGCCGCCUCAUUAUCUUUCCCUUCUGGAUUUUAUACUGCACAUUGAUUCUGCCUCUGCACUACCUGGAGCCUUUCUUCUCAUACAUCUUCCUCAACCUCCAGCUCCUGGUCCUGCAAGCCCUUCACCUGUACUGGUGCUACUUCAUCCUAAAGAUGCUCAGAAGAUGUUUAUUCAUGAAGAACAUCCAGGAUGUGAGGAGUGAAGAUGAGGAUGAGGAUGAGGAUGAAGAAGAAGAGGAAGAGGAGGAGGAGAAGGAAGAAAUCACCAAAGGCAAAGAGAGAGACUGUUUGAAGAAUGGCCUUGGGGCCAACAGGGACCUUAUUCCCAACGGUCAACAUAGCCAUUAGCUUGAAGCCCACGUAGCUCCUGGGGCACAGUGUGCUCUGAGGGCUGCUGGAAGCCAGAGUUGCUUCCCCCUCCAUCCCUGUGGCCUACAGGAGCUACAGGGGCCCCCAAUUCUGCCCUCCCCUCUUUUUAACCACCAUGUUCCCUCCUCCCAAUAUGUAUUUAAAAAAAUGUUGUUCACUUGUGUUGAAACGUUAAAUAUAGCAUCCCUAUGGAUUUUACUGCA
Messenger RNA from Neogale vison (American mink), 1613 nucleotides. RefSeq names its product ceramide synthase 3 (gene CERS3). Gene Ontology annotation, cellular component: membrane. Gene Ontology annotation, molecular function: sphingosine N-acyltransferase activity; DNA binding. The coding region runs from base 220 to 1389 and encodes 389 amino acids. Gene Ontology annotation, biological process: ceramide biosynthetic process. The record is from RefSeq and is a predicted model, not a curated record. The transcript is spliced from 12 exons. Lineage: Eukaryota; Metazoa; Chordata; Mammalia; Carnivora; Mustelidae.